AUGGAAAAGCAAACUGAGGACAAUGUAGUUCUAGUGCAUAACCCUUUUAAUGCUUUGUUAGAAGUAGAAAAAGAUACGAGUAAAGGAAGGGAGGUACAGGGAGAGGCAAUAGCUAUAGUGACUGAUGAUACCAGUGGAAGGGAGAGGAAUGAUAAUGAAGUGUGUCAAGGGCCUUGGGUAGUACUUGGAGACUUUAAUGCCAUAUCUAGUAUUGAAGAUAGACUGGGGAGCCUUGUGAGAUUGGCUGAAAUAGGUCCUAUGUUAGAAUGUAUGAAUGAUUGUGAGCUGGUGGAUAUCAAGGCUAGUGGUAGGUAUUAUACCUGGACAAACAAACAGGAGGGUGAUGUUCGAGUGUUCUCAAGAAUUGAUAGAGUGCUAGUCCAUAGUUAUUGGAUGGAGAGUUUUGAACUUGCUGAAGCUACCUUCUUACCAAAAGGCAACUUUUAUCACACUCUCAUCCUACUAUGUGUUUACCCUGAUAUUCAAAGGAAGAAGCCAUUUAGGUUUUGUAAUGCAUGGUGUUCAUACCCUGAACUACUGGAGGUUGUGAAGUAG
Messenger RNA from Beta vulgaris subsp. vulgaris (sugar beet), 555 nucleotides. RefSeq lists its product as uncharacterized. The transcript is spliced from 2 exons. The coding region runs from base 1 to 555 and encodes 184 amino acids. The record is from RefSeq and is a predicted model, not a curated record. Lineage: Eukaryota; Viridiplantae; Streptophyta; Magnoliopsida; Caryophyllales; Amaranthaceae.